CGGCCCCGCCCCGCGCGACUCCCCAGCUGCGGACCCGCAGGCGCGCGCGCACGCUCCUCCCACGCCCCCUGCCGCCCGCCCGAGUGGGCCCGCUCGCACGUGACGCCACCAGAGAGCCCAGUGUGCGCCUGCGCGGGCACACCCGAUUCGGUCCACUCCAGGCAGCCCCGCCCAAAGGUUUUUCUUCCUCUGCGAACCCAGAACUGGGAACGCUGCCUCUACUGGAGAGUAAUGUCGCAAGGUUGAAGUAGAAAGCUCUGGGUUUGCGACCGUAGUUCUCGCUUUCCGGCCAAUACGGAGUCAGAGGUUCCUGAAGGCUGGUUGAGGUGGUGAGGCCCAGGCAGCUUUCAGAAUUUCUGAGCAACCCUGGUCAGUUCAAGAUGGACCCUGUAGUCUUGAGUUACAUGGACAGUCUACUGCGGCAAUCAGAUGUAUCACUAUUGGAUCCUCCAAGCUGGCUCAAUGACCGUAUUAUUGGGUUUGCCUUUGAGUAUUUUGCCAACAGUCAGUUUCAUGACUGCUCUGACCAAGUCUGCUUCAUCAGUCCUGAAGUCACCCAGUUCAUCAAGUGCACUAGCAAUCCAGCAGAGAUUGCCAUGUUUCUUGAACCCCUGGACGUCCCCAACAAGAGAGUUGUAUUUUUAGCCAUCAAUGAUAAUUCCAACCAGGCAGCUGGGGGAACCCAUUGGAGUUUGCUGGUUUAUCUCCAAGAUAAAAAUAGCUUUUUUCAUUAUGAUUCCCAUAGCAGAAGCAACUCAAUUCAUGCAAAGCAGGUAGCAGAGAAGUUGGAGGCUUUCUUGGGUAGAAAAGGAGACAAACUAGUCUUUGUGGAAGAGAAAGCCCCUGCUCAACAAAACAGCUAUGACUGUGGGAUGUAUGUGAUAUGUAACACUGAAGCCUUGUGUCAUAACUUUUUUAGACAACAGCCAGAAUCACUAUUGCAACUACUCACUCCUAUGUACAUCACAAAGAAGAGAGGAGAAUGGAAAGAUCUCAUUGCCAGACUUGCUAAAAAUUAGAUAGUGUAUAUUUGUGACUUUUGAAGUCUCAUUCUGCCUGUCCCCAUUUGUUGGAUGGCUGCAAUCUCAGUGCCUGAGAGAAGAUGCCAGAUAGAGGCAAGCUUAGGAUUUUUACUUUUUCCUAAAAGAAUUUCAUCCUCUACAUUAUCCUAAUGGGAAGUUUCAUUUUAACUGUACCUUAAGGACACAAUGUUCUAUGAAAUGUCUUGAAGUUGUUCACCAAUACCUUAAAACCAAGCUAUUGUAACAUUUAUUAAUUACCUUAGCCACAUCGGCUUAUUCCAAAGGAAAAUCAGUGAUCUGUAAAACAAAUUAAGGAUAUGUGAAACCUAGUGGAAUGCAAGAAGAAAACAAUAGAAGAACCAAAAACUUAUUGUAUAGUCCACUGGCUGGAAGCAGAUCAAGAUCUAAAUAUUAUGAGAAUCAAUUAUUCACUUCUGUGCUCUCUUCCAUUCACCAUGCAAAGCUUUCCUGCUAUCAGUAUACCCUUUGCAAAGAUUUUGUUAUUCUGUCUUUCCCCAUCUGAUUCCUUGAUGCUCUAUGAAAGGGGGAAUCAAGUAAUUUUGUUAAAUUAAAAGACUUUGGUAGACCACUUAAUUUGCUCAGUGGUCCAUUUGCUACUCUGAAUUGAUAAUAGCAUUCAUUAAACUUGUCUAUUAGCCAUUUGCACACUCCUACCUUAUAUCCAAAGUUCUGUGGUUUUAAAACUCAGCUGAUAACUUCUCAAGGUUAUCUGUUAUUUCAAGUAAGUAUUUCUGCUUUCUGAUAGUAAGUUUUUUCUCUCCUCUUUAUCCUUAAUCUGGCAGAAUUGAUUUAUAUCAUGGUGAUUUUGGAAUUACAAUUGUACCUGAAAUUUACAAACUAAAAAUUGGUUUGUUUUUGAGAUAUGAAGGACAAAGGGUGACCUUUGACCUUUUCACUUAAUUCAAAAUGCAGACAAUGUAAUUUUUAAAAUGUGGAACAAAGAGUAAGAAGAAAUUCUGUCCCUCCUAAGUCAGUGAUGUAUUUUUUUCAGAAUUGUUCCUAAUAACAAAGAGAUGAUAUGUUAACUACAUCCAUUAAUUCUAUUAUUGAGAAUUAGAUUGCAAUACAUAUGACACUUAAAAUCCAAGAUUAGCCCUUGCUGGUUUGGCUCAGUGAAUAGAGCAUCAGCCUGUGGACUGAAGGGUCCCAGGUUCAAUUCUGGUCAAGGGCAUAUGGCUGGGUUGUGGGCUCCAUCCCCAGUAGGGGGCGUAUAGGAGGCAGCCAAUCAAUAUUCUCUCACCAUUGAUGUUUCUAUCUCUCCCUCUCCCUUCCUCUCUGAAAUCAAUAAAAAUAUAUUUUUAAUUUUUAAAAAAUUAGCUUCAGACAUGAAACUGAUUUCAGCUACCUCCCCAACCUAACCCUGCCCUCACCCCUAAUGGCUCAAAAUAACCUCACCAAGCAGUGACCACAGAGGCAGUUACUCAGUUCCUUUUAAUCAGGGAGAGAAAACACAGUCUAAAUAACUACUGGUUACAUAGCAGCCUGAGUGAACAAGAGCUGAAACUAAAAAUCAAAGAGAAAGUCAAAAGUUUUCAAGUCAGUAAGUUUUGGAUAAAAAGGAGACCUAAUGGAAGACGAGCAGAAAAGGAAAUUAGGAAUUGGCAGUCAGCCAUAGGGAAGUAGGGAAGAGGGACAGCAAGAGAAGUGACAUAGUGUAAAUGAUGAUGAGAGCAAUAUUUUAAUAACAAUUGAAUAAAAUCCUCUCUUGGAAAGGUUGUUGUCUUUCUGCUAAUGCAAAGUAUGUGUGGACCCUGAGAAAGGAGAUGCACAUUGAGAAGACCUCCUGGUGACUUAAUGGGGCUCAAAUUA
Molecule: messenger RNA, 2852 nt
Organism: Pipistrellus kuhlii (Kuhl's pipistrelle)
Lineage: Eukaryota; Metazoa; Chordata; Mammalia; Chiroptera; Vespertilionidae
Gene: SENP8
Product: SUMO peptidase family member, NEDD8 specific
Exons: 2
Coding region: 381-1019 (212 amino acids)
Biological process (GO): proteolysis
Molecular function (GO): cysteine-type peptidase activity; deNEDDylase activity
Source: RefSeq, a predicted model, not a curated record